Messenger RNA from Panicum virgatum (switchgrass), 1339 nucleotides. Its product is annotated as WAT1-related protein At3g30340-like. Gene Ontology annotation, cellular component: plasma membrane. NCBI's taxonomy places the organism in Eukaryota, Viridiplantae, Streptophyta, Magnoliopsida, Poales, Poaceae. The coding region runs from base 82 to 1146 and encodes 354 amino acids. The record is from RefSeq and is a predicted model, not a curated record. Gene Ontology annotation, molecular function: transmembrane transporter activity. The transcript has 6 exons.
AGAACAAACUGCUCAGACAAAACCAUCAGAUCAGAGUUAGCUCAGGAACAGGGAUUGUGCUAGCUGGUCUGGUUGCUUGAGAUGUUGAGUGCAGGAUGCAUGGAACAGUGGAUGCCGACGGCGGCAAUGGUUACCACCAGUGUUGUGAUCGCCAUCAUGACCGCGCUAAUCAAGCAGGCACUGAACCAGGGCAUGAACAGGCUGGUCCUCAUCACUUUCCGGCAAAUGUUGGCCACUGUGUUCCUAGGCCCCAUUGCCUACUUCAAGGAGAGGAAGAUGAGACCAAAGUUCACAACUGAAAUCUUUAUGUACACGUUCCUAAGUGGAAUUCUUGGCCCAGUGCUGCUUCAGUACACAUUGUUUGUCGGAUUGGAUUACACAACAGCAACAUUUGCUGCGACUUUCUCCAAUAUGCUUCCAGUAGUUACUUUCCUCAUAUCACUCGCUUUCAGGUUUGAAUCACUAGAGGUGAGGAGCAAGUCAGGGAGCGCCAAGAUCUCAGGGACCCUCAUCUCCCUCGGUGGUGCAAUGAUGCUCACCUUCUACAAGGGUUCAGCACUAACCCACAACACCACAUCAUCCAUGGCUCCAGCAGCCUCCAGCAGUGGUGGCCACAGGGACGCUGCCCGGUGGGUGCUGGGUUCAGUCUCCAUGCUCGCAAACGUCGUCGGGUUCGCGCUGUGGCUGCUUCUGCAGAGGAAGUUCACCAAAAAGUACCCGGCCGUGUACUCGGCCACGGCGUUCAUGUCGCUGUUCAGCUUCGUCCAGUCGGGAGCACUGACCCUGUCGAUACAACGGAGCAGCAUCGCCGUGUGGGCUCUCAAGGGCACGAUAGAGAUCGUCACUGUCGUGUACUGUGGUGUCGUGGCAUCUGGCGUUGGGUACCUCCUGCUCACGUAUUGCGUGGAGAAGAGGGGCCCUGUUUUCACUGCUGCGUUCAGCCCCCUCUCUCAGAUCUUCGUCGCCGGCAUCGAUCUGUCCAUCCUCCAUGAACCGCUCUACCUUGGAAGCGUGCUAGGGUCAGUGCUGGUGAUUCUGGGACUCUACCUUGUGCUAUGGGGCAAGAGAGAGGAAGCUGCUAAUAAAGAUGUCGCCUCGGCGAAGCCGGUUCAAGCAGAGGUAGAACAGCAAGCAGAGAAAGUGUGAAUCUUUUUUGACUGAUGCCCCUGAAGCGGUAUUGGAAAUCACAGUGCGCCGGAAGGAAAGAUAUACUCUUAUACAUACUAUGUACUAUAUAGCUAGUGAGUAGUGACCAAUGGAAGCAAAGAUAUGGUGAAUUGAAAUGCUGUAAAUUUCUCUCUUCGAUGGAGUGUUAAAACCGAGGGUAGUCCAUCCACAA